This is a messenger RNA of Dendrobium catenatum, 1600 nucleotides long. RefSeq names its product protein SSUH2 homolog. The record is from RefSeq and is a predicted model, not a curated record. The coding region runs from base 165 to 1448 and encodes 427 amino acids. Lineage: Eukaryota; Viridiplantae; Streptophyta; Magnoliopsida; Asparagales; Orchidaceae. The transcript is spliced from 7 exons.
AGAUUUUUAUAGUCAAUUUUUCCGCGAGCCAACAACCACUUUCCGCGUUAGCUCCGGCUCGCGAGCGUUCUUAGCUAUUAAGAAACGAAAGCCAGUGCAGUCACUGAUUUAACCAUCCGAUCUUCUCCUGCUCAUCGCUCUGUAGAUCUCUCGCUCGCCAAAAGAUGGAACAACCCCUACUCUCAGUAGAAGCUCGCGGCAAGAAAGAUGAAGGUUGGAGGUCUUACCAGCACGUUGGCAGGAGCGCUUCUGUGCACGUUCCAUCACUUGCUGCUGUUGGGGAGGAGGUAAGCGUCAAUGAGAUCAGAGCUGCCCCUAUCUUCUCAGAGUCCGUCUACCCCACGUCCAUCUACGGAGCGGUCGUUUCCUCCCCGGAAUCGUAUAAUCAUCAAGAUCAAGUGAUCGUGUCUAAACCUGACUAUGGCAGAGAUCCACAGGGAUAUGCUACAAAUGAAUUUGGGAGGCAAAUACUAGAUGAAGUCGAGAUCCGACAUUUACUUAUAAAUCAUGUUGGGCAUCAUUUUUGCUGGGGAAGCAGGCCAGCCAGGACCUGGAAGAUUGUUUCAAUUGAGGAUUGCAAUGUCUAUGUUGGAACUUUAGAAACUUUUAUAGAAGAGAGAGAAACUAUUAGGGCAAUAGAGCCAUACUCUGGUGGUGAAGUUGAUGGAAAGAACAAAGGGGAAUCAGAACUUGCCGUAUGGGAAUUGGAUUUGAGGUCAGAAUUUCCUCUUCUAUUUGUGCCAUACAAAGAAACAAGUAUUAAAAUUCCUCAUUCAGAAGCUCUUGAAAAAUGUACAGGUUGCGAAGGCAGAGGGGAAAUAGCCUGUCCUACUUGCAAUGCUGGGCAAGAAGCUGGGCAUUAUAAGCCAAAUCAGAUGAGCCAAUGCUCUGCCUGCCAUGGGAGGGGUUUGAUCGCUCAUCAAGAUGGUUCUGAUUCAAUAUGCAAGAAAUGUAACGGCACAGGAAAGCUACCCUGUGUAACAUGUGGCUCCCGUGGACUUAUAAAAUGCCAGGCAUGUGGCGGUCAAGGUUCCCUUCUCACACGUAAUGCUGCUUUUGUUCGAUGGAGGACACUUUCAACCCGCAAAGUUGCUGCUUCGAGUGGAGCUGCGUCAGUUCCUGAUGAGGUAUUCCACAAAGCAAGGGGCGUCCAGCUUUACAACACACAAGCAUACCAGUGCACACCUGCCUUCUUUGCAGAUUCUUUCCACCUCAACAGGUUCUCAUCAGAAGUUAUAGCCGAGCGGUCUCCCAUUCCUGCCGCUGCUAGAGUCAUCUGUGAGAGGCAUGUAAUUUCUGUUGUUCCUGUCACUCGUGUAACAAUGGCUAAUCAUAACCGAUCCUUCAGUUUUUAUAUCAUUGGCUUUACAAGGGAGAUCUACAUAAGAGAUUAUCCAUCAAGCUUCUGCUGGGGCCUCUGCUGCUGUUUUGAAUGGUUGAAAAGGUAAUGUUUCUCCCUCUCUGAAUAAGUUUGAGGGAAAUGGGUAAUGCUAUAUACAUCUUUAUGGAUUAUUGUUUAUUGUGUGUAAACAAACAGAAGAAUAUUGAGUGCAAGCAGAAAUGUUAUUGUGAAUAAAUUGUUGACUUCCAAGUAUUUCAA